AUGGCCAACGAAUUCAACAUCGAUCCCAAUGUCUGGUAUCAGAUCUCCAACGACCUGUUCGACCCGAAGGUCAACUCGCUGCGAGUCGGCGACAGUCACACGGCGAUCUACAUGUUCGCGACGAACCUCACGUCGCCGCAGCAGCGAUGGCAGAUCUUCCCCGUCUCCGGUGGUGGUGGAGGGUGGAACUUCCGCGCCCAGAUCACAGGCUCGGGCGCGUACAUGUCGCAGUGUGUGCAUUUGACGUCGACAACGGCACCCACCGACGCCAAUCCCGACGACACGGACGUAUGCAUGGCCCUCGGGGCGGCGGCGGACAUCCAACGACAAUGGAUCCUCUCCUCCAACGGAGACGGCACCUUCGACAUCAAGCUCAGCAACUCCAACCCGCUGUACUCGGACUAUCACCUGUUCGUGAACGAGUCCAACACCGUGGCCUUCACCGACGACACGACCGAGGAAGGGGUGAAAUGGGGAUUCCAAUCCAUCAUGCCGAUCGACGAUCCUGCCUUUUCCACGGGCAUCGUCCCCGUGGCCAGCACGUCGACGACGAGAAGCGCGACAUCCACAUCCACAAACACCUCCGUCCCCACGUCACCGGGCUCGCAAACGCCGACGCAAACGCAAACGCAGAUAUCUUCCCCCACGACAAGUUCGGCGCCCACACAGCAGUCUCGCGGUCUCUCGAGCGGUGCAGCCGCCGGCGUGGGUGUUGCGGUCGCGAUCGCGGUCCUCGCCCUCGCGGCCAUCCUGUUCUGGUUCUUCCGCAGGAGAAGAAAACACACCCGAGAACAGAGACAGAGGCAGGUCCAGGAACUUGCAACCCCCUACAGCGGGCAAGAUGGGGCCUCUUUUCCGCACGAGACCAAGAACAGAAGGAUUUACCCUGCCGAGCCGGCCGAGUUGCAUCACCAGUCUCUCGCGGAACUAGAUCACACGCCGGAGCGCAAACCUCCUGUUGCUGAACUAGGUGCCGAUCCGAGGGCGAGUCGGGGGUAA
Messenger RNA from Cladophialophora carrionii CBS 160.54, 999 nucleotides. RefSeq lists its product as uncharacterized. The transcript has 2 exons. The record is from RefSeq and is a predicted model, not a curated record. Bases 1 to 999 code for a protein of 332 amino acids. NCBI's taxonomy places the organism in Eukaryota, Fungi, Ascomycota, Eurotiomycetes, Chaetothyriales, Herpotrichiellaceae.